AGUAAGGCAAUAUGGACAAAGCUCUAGAUUGAUUAAUCUAAUUAAGAAUAUUAUCAAGGAUUAUCCCUACGAAUCAGUAUUUCGUGAAUUUUUACAAAAUGCAGAUGACGCGGGAGCCAAAAUUUUUCGUGUUACAGUUGAUGAACGUUCGAUUAAUCGAAAUGAAUCUUUAUUAACCAAAGAAAUGGCAAUUUGGCAAGGUCCAGCAAUCUGGAUAUAUAAUGAUGCUAUGUUUGAUGAACAUGAUUUUAAUUCUCUACUUAAUAUUCAUGAGGGUGGAAAGCAUCCACAUGAAAGAUAUCUUCCAAAGCAGCGUGGUAUACAAAUUAAUUUUCUUGAAAACAGAAGAUUCAGAACCUUGUUCAGUGAUCAAUUAGCGCCAUAUAUUGGAAUAGAAGGUUGUAGAUUUGACAAAGAAUAUAAAGGAACAUUAUUCAGGCUUCCACUUCGUGUCUGUCAAAGCGAAAUUUGUGAUGAAACAUUUAAUACUUUAGAUAUUUUAAACUUCUUAGAGAAAUUGAAAUUAAAUGCGAUUUCAGAAUUGAUCUUUUUUCGAAAUAUUCAAAUUUUUGAGGUUAAAAAAUUAGUCAAAACUUCACAACCUGAUCAAAUUGUGCCGUUGUGGAAAAUCGAUAUGACUAAUAAUCCUAAUGAAGUUCAGGAAGAAAGGCAUCAUACAGACGAAGGAUUUACUUCAUUUCGUUUAAAUAUAGAAUUUCAAGAUGAUAGUAAAAGAAGUUCCAAGUUAUGGCAGGUGUGCAUUGGAGGAAUUUCUGUCGAGUCUACAAAUUUAACCAAAUUCGCACAAAAUCAUAGAAUGUUAUUACGAGGAGGUGUUGCCGCUUCACUUCCUUCACAUUCAACUGAAAGUUCACUGGAUGGACGGUUAUAUUGUUACUUACCUUUACCUCAAGUGACUCAUCUACCAGUACAUCUUAAUGGUGAUUGGGCAAUAUCUUCAGAUAGAUCUACGGUUCUUUUAGAUGAUGAUCCAUUUGCCGAAAUCGAUAAAUCAAAGUUAUCAUGGAAUAGGCAUUUGCUAUUAAAAGUUUUGCCAGAGAUAUACGCAAGAUUUUUAGUGGAUGUCGUAGAUUAUUUAAUUGAGAAUAACAUCAAUCACAAGCAGAUUUUGGAAUAUUUGUGGCCUUUACCAAGUAGCAAAGAAAAACCUGCCGCUUAUGUCAUAGAAUUUGGGAAGGAGGUUCUCAAAAAUCUUCCUAUAGAUAAGCCACUCUUUCGAUCAUCUGAUAGAAAUGGGUCAUAUGUCUCUCUGCAAGAAUCGUUCUUUGAUAGUGAUGCAUUUAUUAUCGACAUACUUUCUAAAUAUAGUGAUGUGAAAUGUGUGCAUUUAUCCUUCGACAUGUUGGAAGAUUUAAAAAAUGCUGAUAUUGAAUUGGCUCCAAUCCCCGCAGAACUGGUUAGGGAAAACCUCCGGAACAAAAAUCUUUCACUCAAGUUUAAUAACGAACAAUUGAUUAAAUUGCUUUUAUUUAUUUUAGAAGACGGUGACUAUGAAGAUUUGCAUGAUAUUUAUUUGAUUCACCUUGCUGAUAACAGUUGGGGCAAAUUUGGUAGACGAUCUAGGCAAAGAUAUAUAGCUACAUCAAAAGAACGUAAAUUGGUGCCAAAUGCAGAUUUAUCCAAUUUUGUGAACGAUGGAUAUCAUAAAAUUGACAAAUUGAAAGUAAUUUUUGAAAAUAUUGAAUUUCAACAAAAAACCAAUAUAAGGAAAUUUAGCGCAGUAUCCCUUGGGCUUCUAUUAAAGUAUGAAAUUCCACUUGGGAAAAAAAUAACAAAUUGGAAUCCUGAAUCGACUGUCACCCCCAAUAAAAUUUGGCUAAAUAAAAUUUGGAAAUAUAUUUUGGAAUCAAACGCUAGUUUGGAUAUAUUUUAUGAAUAUCCAUUGUUGGAAGUUAUACGUCCAACACAAGAAUUGACAUUUCUAGAUUUGAGUCAACCCUUAAUGGAAUUACCUAAAAACGAUAUGUUGCAUUAUGAAGAAUUGGUUAAUAUACUUGAAACUUUAGAAAUUAGAUUUACUGAUCGUUCUUGGGAUGAAAAAUUAAGUGACUAUAUCUAUAAAUGGACACCAGAAUCCGUUUUAAAAUCAUUUUAUAUUGCAGAUCAAAAUGGUAAAAGGUUUGAUUUUUUAAAUAAUAAACUAAAUGCAAAGGUGGUGAGAAAGUUUAUUAUUGAGAAUUGGAAUAAUUUUAGUUUAAACAAUGGAACAUUAGUUAAAGAUGAAUUUAAAGACAUUCUACGCAAGCUACCAAUUUGGCCUACUUUAUGUGGACAACAAUUCGCGAGUCCAGUUAAUGGAUUCCUUCCACCAGAUGGUAUUGAAAUAAAUUCAAAAAACCAUCCAAAUAAGUUAUUCCUCAAGCCUAAAAACGAAUCCUUUAAAAAGAUACUAGUAGCGUUGCAAACACCUUACAUAAACCUUAUUAAUUAUUUACGAAAAUAUUAUGUGAUCCCAAGAGAAUAUCAUGAAGAUCAUAUUAAAUUCAUCCAGAGUGUUUUAAAAUCGAAAGAAUUCAAUCAAGCUGAGAGAUGGAUUAAAGAUCAAGCUAUUUUUCCAAACAGAAAAACGAAGAAACUCAAAAAUGCAAGAAAUCUUUACGAUUAUAAAGUUCAAUUAUUUCAAAUCACUUUUGAAGGUUCUGAUUUAUUUCUUCACGAUGACAUUCAAAAUGAUAAUUAUUGUUUUGAAAUUAUUAAAAGAAUGGGAUUUAAAUAUGAAGUAAACCAGAAAACUUUUCUCGAAUGUGCAAGAGCGAUUGUAAAGUAUAAUCACGAUCGAAAACCUCCGAACAACUUAUUAUAUCGUGCUACAACUAUAGUCAAUUAUCUUUAUGAAAACAUAGAUGAACUUGGUUUUUCUGAUGUAGAAUGGAAUGAUGAAUUGACAAUUGAACCGUUCGUUCCAGCUGAAAUGUCUAUUGAACCUCCUUAUUCGUCAAAUGCAAAGAUCCCCCAAAAUUUUGAAAGCUUUGGUUCAUUGUGUUUACCUAGGUAUAAAACGUUAGCCUUUACACAGAUGGCAAUAUUUCAUCAUAAUGUAGUUCCAAGUCCUACUUCAUCAAUAUUUACAAAGUUUAAGAAUUUUGGAAAACCAAGUGCAUCCGACGUUCUCGAACAUUUACGUGAAGUGGCCUCAGAGUUAAUAAAAUCUGAUCAGUGGGUAUUUGAAGAACGUCUUUUAAGAAGGAUCGUUGAUGAUAUUUAUACUAGACUUAAUGAAGAAUGUGAAGAAAAUACUCUUACAGAGACAGAUUUCUAUGAAGGAGAAAAAAUUUUUUUAAAUAUAUAUACAAAUGAUCCGAAUGUUUUGAAUGAAUUAAAUUGGGUAUCAGCAGAUAAACUAAUUAUUGGUGCUAGCCGAUUGGAUCAAAGCUUUGUCAAACCCAGUCUUGCAAAAUAUGAAAAGUUAUUGAAAACUGCGGGGGCUGACGAAAUAAGAAGGCCAAACGUUUAUGAAUAUAUUCAAGUUAAACAAAAAAAUGAAGACAUAAACUUAAAGGCGGAAAAUCUUGUCAAAUCACUUCAGCAAUUAUUAGAAGCCGAAUCUUGUAAUUCACUUAAUGAUGUAAUAUUUACUAUAGAUCAUUUUAGUUCUGAAUUGCAAGAAAAGUGGAAAAAUUUUGCUGACGAAUAUGGUGAAAUUCGUGCAAAUAGAUAUGUGCUUGCAGCAGUUUCGAAUCACUUCAAAAUUGCAUUUUCAAGUAGUUAUAGAGAUGGAGAUCCAUAUAAAGCAGCAAGAAUUCCUGCGUGUGAUAUCAAUCCUGAAUCAUUCAAAAUCAUGUUAAGAUACUUAUACGCUAUGCCACUUGAUACGGCUAUUAAUCUUACAAAGAAUUUUUUGAAAGCAUCGGACUAUUAUGCAAUAGCAGACUUGAAAAAGGAUACUAUUGAGAAAAUUAUUAGUGAUGGCUAUGUUGAACGUUCUAACGCUAAAUAUAUUCUUAAAUAUGCUAGCAAACAUAAUGCUAACUUGCUUGUUAACUAUUGCAACGAAUUUAUUGAAUUGAAUAAUAAUUUAAUGUAA
Messenger RNA from Dentiscutata erythropus, 4045 nucleotides. NCBI's taxonomy places the organism in Eukaryota, Fungi, Glomeromycota, Glomeromycetes, Diversisporales, Gigasporaceae. The record is from the annotation of a GenBank genome assembly.